Messenger RNA from Funneliformis caledonium, 890 nucleotides. The record is from the annotation of a GenBank genome assembly. Lineage: Eukaryota; Fungi; Glomeromycota; Glomeromycetes; Glomerales; Glomeraceae.
AUGGCAAGAGACCUAGUCAAAUUACAUAUGACGAUAAUUAUCACUGCUGAGGACUCUGAUAAGAAGCAUCUCAUUGGAUAUCCAUCAGAACCAAUGUUAUCAGAAGGAGUAUUGACACUGCUAUCGAGGCCUGACGUUGAGCUUGAAGUGCUGAAAGAGCUGGAUUUAGUUAGAAAAGAAGGUGGAGUUAUUAAUACUGGCAAUCGAGGAGAUCUGUGUGCAAGAAUACUGCUAUUAAGUGCAAGGCGUCGGCAAAUACUAUCCUUUAGGAAGGAAAAUUGUGAGGUACAUAUUGAAACUCUCAUUUGUAUACUUUACAUCGUCGUUAUCUUAUUGUAUCUUCUUUUAUGUAAAGAAUUAUCCAACAUUCUCUGCCUAUCAACCACAUAUGAUAUGGGAUUCACACAUUUUGUCAUGCUUGACCAUAUCCCAGAUGAAUCUACUUUGCAGCUCUGUUGGGAUCGAGGUGCAGCUAUCAUUUACCAGCGCAACCAGCCAGAUGCAGAUAUCGCAUUAAGAGAAUUUUUGCAACUGAAGGAUUGUAUCUUUUCUAGUUUAUUGAUUAUGGUGAAUUGGAUAAGUGAAGCAUAUGCGAAUAACCUAAAGUUUGAAACAUACCACUAUGGUGAAGGAAGAAAUCGUCAUGGGAAUAUGAUGUUAAACUUUUCUAAUACUAAUGAUACUAAAAAAACAAACAGACUAACAGAAUGUUUUCAGUUAUCUAUAGCUCUCAUGCUACCAAAAGGUGACUGUCAUAUUCCUUCCUCUUCACAGGUAAAGGAGAUCAAUAAUGACAAUGAUGAAGACAUAAAGGAUUAUUUGAUUAAUAAAAGAUGGAAAUCUGAUGAACAAGCGGAACAAGAUGAGGAAUGGCCUGAAGAAUAUGAAUA